AUGUUCCGAGCUCAGGGGGCAUCGCCGUUCGAUGCCGUCAUCGCCAAGGCGACAGACGAGAACCUCACCUCUGAGGAUUGGGGCGCCAUUAUGGAGGUGUGCGAUAAGGUGGCCAGCGAGCCCGAGGGGUCCAAGGAGGCCGUCCAGGCCCUCAUAAAACGACUGGCCCAUCGCAAUGCGAACGUGCAGCUCUACACGCUCGAGGUCGCCAACGCUGUCAGCCAGAACUGCGGGAAGCCCAUGCACCGCGAGCUGGCAUCCCGCGCCUUCACGGAAGCCCUCCUCAAACUAGCCAACGACCGUAACACCCACAACCAGGUCAAGGCCAAGAUCCUAGAGCGCACCAAGGAUUGGUCCGACAUGUUCAAGGAUGACGCCGACCUGGGCAUCAUGUACGACGCAUACUACCGCCUCAAGCAGACCAACCCACAGCUUCAGCCGCCCUCGGCCCCCCAGAAGAACUCGCUUACGGACGUGGACCGGCAGAAGGAAGAGGAGGAGCUUCAGAUGGCGCUCAAGCUUUCUCUUCAAGAGGAGGAGCGCAAGAAGCAGGUGGCUGCCGGACCUUCAGGUAGUGGAUCCGGUGCCUCGGCCGCAUCAGGCGCACAGGGGGGCUCAGGAGCUGCUGGCUCCUCAGCUGCCGGCACGGCGGGACAGGCUGGCGCUACCGCGCCACUGCAACAGUCCCAAACUGGCACAACAGCUGCGACAGUGUCGAGAGUGCGUGCUCUGUUUGACUUUGUGCCCUCGGAGGAUGGCGAGCUCGAGUUCAAGAAGGGCGACGUGAUUGCGGUGCUCGAGUCGGUCUACAAGGACUGGUGGCGUGGCUCUCUCAAGGGCAAGACGGGCAUCUUCCCCCUCAACUACGUUGAGAAACUGGCCGACCCGACCCCAGACGAGCUGCAACGAGAAGCCCAGAUGGAGGCAGAGGUGUUUUCCGAGAUCAAGACCGUUGAGAAGCUUUUGACACUCCUCAGUACCGCUUCCAAGGAGGAAGACAGCGAGGAAAUUGCCAAACUGUACCAACAGACCUCGGCAAUCCGUCCAAAGCUGAUCAAGCUCAUAGAGAAGUACUCACAAAAGAAAGACGACUUUACGCAGCUGAACGAGAAGUUUAUCAAGGCCAGGCGAGACUACGAGGCUCUCCUGGAGUCGUCCAUGUCCCACCCACCGCAGCCCAGCUACCACCAGUACGCCCCACGCCCGCCUCAGGGCUACGGUGCCGCUCCGCCCGCUGGAUACCAGCCGCAGGGGGCGCCGCAGCAAGAUCCCCAGCGCUUUUAUACGGGCGCACCGCAUCAAGAACAAGGACACUACCCGCCCUCGUCGCCACCGCCCAACCUGCGGCGCCCGAGCGGCACUCCCGGCCCAGGCGGAGCGCCAUUUUAUGUGGCAGGCGCAGAGGUGCCGGCGGCGCAAGCCGGGCCACCCCCUGCUCAGCAGUUCCCACCACGAGACCCGGGCCAGCGCCUUCCUUCUGCAGGGAAACAGCCGGCCCCCAUCCAGACGCAGCAACCCUCGUCUCCGCCCCCUCAUGGCACAUAUGCGAGCUAUUCGCAGCCGCCCACGCAGCAGGGCUCGUACGGAAACCCCCAGGAGCUGUCGACGUCGGUUUACGACUCGCCUAUCGCGUCACACAACCCCAACCAAACCACUAUUCCACCGAACGCCUCCGCAUACCAGGCAGAGACGUAUGGUCGUGUGUCAAGCCCCUCGACGGUGCCGGCACCUCUUAGCGUUGGUGGCGGCGGCCAGCCCCAGCAACAGCCAUACCAGUACCCGGCGUACUCGGGCCCGUCACAGAAGCCGCAGAGUCCAGGGCAGAACCCAACCCCGCAACAGAACCCUUACGCUGGACAAGGCUACGACGAUUCGGAUGCGGGCGCGAGCGCUCCCCCGCCUCCACAGCCCACAUCAGCGGCGCCGCCCCCACCCAUCCCCGGCGCCGGUGGCCCGCAGCGCGUCUACUCGCCCGUGCACGGCGGCCAGGGCGGGGAUGCAAGGUUCACGCUGCCCAGCCGCAUGGCUCCGUCGGCACCGCCCGCGGCAGGAGAGCCACACUCGCAGCCGCAGUACAAGGCGUAUGUACCCCCUUCGGCCGGUGGCCCCGCCGCCGGAGCCAGCGCCCCGAGCGACUACUACAGACAACCCGGAGGUGUAAGCUACUGA
Molecule: messenger RNA, 2169 nt
Organism: Gaeumannomyces tritici R3-111a-1
Lineage: Eukaryota; Fungi; Ascomycota; Sordariomycetes; Magnaporthales; Magnaporthaceae
Product: class E vacuolar protein-sorting machinery protein HSE1
Exons: 6
Coding region: 1-2169 (722 amino acids)
Biological process (GO): protein transport to vacuole involved in ubiquitin-dependent protein catabolic process via the multivesicular body sorting pathway
Cellular component (GO): ESCRT-0 complex
Molecular function (GO): ubiquitin binding; phosphatidylinositol binding
Source: RefSeq, a predicted model, not a curated record